UAGUUCAAUAAUUUCAUAUAGGCCUAAAAUGAAUGUAAUUUCCAAAAGUAGUUACUUACAUUCAAGUACCUUAUUUACACCUUAAAAAUACAUAGCAAAGCGAUUAGGAUUUUAAGCAUUGUACAUACAGCUUUUCUUACGCGUAAGCUGUUCGUGCACUACUUCAUAUUGUAUUUCAUAAAGAAAACUGUUACACUCCAUUAAACAACCUACCCACCUUAGUGACGUAACGUAUCAUGUUGCUCAUAUAGUUACUUUUAAUUCUGCCCUCAAUUCCCACAAAGUGCAAUAAUAAUACCACUGCGAGUUAGGCGAGUAGGAUCACGAAUAUUUUCAGAUUUUUACCAUUUAAGUCUUCUAUCGCGAGCUGCGCGAAGCAGCGGAGGUUUGCACACAUGGAAGCUUAUAAUACAAAAACUAAGGAACCGAACGAUGAUCCACCAGGAUACAAUGAAAACUAUGGCCCCUUAGAUACUAUUUGGGGGAAUCCUUUGGAGCCUGUACAAAAUGAAUAUUCACCACCACCAGAAUAUUCAUCACCAUCGGGAUGUCCCCCACCUGGAUAUCCACCACAACCUGGAUAUCCACCACAACCUGGAUAUCCACCACAACCUGGAUAUCCACCACAACCUGGAUAUCCACUACAACCUGGAUAUCCACAGCAACUCGGAUAUCCACCACAAUCCGCAUGCCUGUCACAACCACAACAACAACAACAACAGAUUGUUAUUACACGAAACUACCAACCACAACAUGUUGAAAAUAAGGUGACUUCAGCAAUUCUUGUCUCCCUUUUCUGCUUUUUGCCAACAGGCAUUGCUGCUCUUAUAUAUGCACAAAAAUCAUUUGACUGCGGCCAUGCUGGAGCACCACCUUUAGUCGAAGAAAUCGACCCCGGGACUUAUUCUUUGCACAAAGAAUGGCCCUAUCUGGUAAUAUAGAAGGCGCACAGGAAGCAAACGCUGGUGCAGGAAGACUAAUCAAAAUAUCAGUGGUUGUGGGUUUUCUCGUUAUUAUCAUUAUAAUUAUUCUACGCGUCGUUUUGAUUAGAUUAAUAGCAUGAACAUGAAAACUGACAUUAAACGAAGAGGGAUUUCUUUUUUUUUUUUUAUGUUUAAUUCUUAUCAGAUAAAAUAUUCCUAGCAAAAAUGUUCCAAGAUAUUGGGAAAUCCACACAAAUGAUAUAUUUCAUAAUAAAUUAUAUAAUUUCAAAUAUUGAACAAUGAUAUAUUCUGAUCGGUGACUUCUACAGCUCCAACUUGAUGGCAAGACCCUAUAAUGGAGUAACACUAUGAGAGUAUAGUGAUGUUUCUGAACCACUUGUACCGUUCCUUCCGUCCAACUUAAUUACCCAAGAAAGGUGAUGUUGCAUCUUGCUUUUACUUGAAUGUUCUUUAUCAUAAUCUCAGGAACUACCAAAGUUUAUAAAGCCAUUUUAGAAACAUAAAUGUUAAACAAACAAAAUUUUUAAGCUAUUUCCUAGUUUAUCAAAAUAUUGCUUUAAAGACAGUAUUUUAUUUGAGCGUUAAAUAUUCAUGUAAUAUGGUUUAACAUAAAAUUGACUGUUACGCAUUGACAAACGUUGCUAUAGCUAUACAUGUCAAUACAAGAUUCUAGAUAAUGGUAGAUAGAAAUAGCUAAGAGUGAAAACUACAUUCAAAUAUUGACCACAAAUGUAGAAAAAUAUUUCUUGUAGCUUUCAUUCAUAAAUAUUUUUGUUAAUAUUCGUUUAAAUAUUUCUUGUUAUUAUGUCAAACAAUGGCAAGUGGAGUUCACAACAAACAUACGAAUGACAUUUUGCAAACAAGAAACUAAAUCUCCAGCACAGAAAAGAUGUAAGGACAGCAGCAGAAGAUUGGGUAUCUACCCUUAUAAAACGGAAAAAGGAAGUUGCUAGCAGGUGAUUACCAGUUUUGAAACCGUACACCUGAGGUACAGUCUGUGGAUUUACCACCAAACUAAGCGACACGCUGACACCAAUCGCCAUCAAAUUCAAAGCUAAAUUAUAACCACACGAAUACGAUAACAUUUUAUAAACAAUCUUUUCAAGUAUUAGAUGUGGUUGGUAUUUUGUAAAAAUGAAAAUAAUGAUUUUAUUGUACUUCAAUAGUUUUAUUUCCAAUGUGGUUAUUGAAUUUUAGCAUAUGUAAUUCGUCUUUAGAACAUCUCAAUAAAAUUCAAUUUUUUUAACAA
Messenger RNA from Octopus bimaculoides (California two-spot octopus), 2193 nucleotides. RefSeq lists its product as uncharacterized. Lineage: Eukaryota; Metazoa; Mollusca; Cephalopoda; Octopoda; Octopodidae. Gene Ontology annotation, cellular component: membrane. The record is from RefSeq and is a predicted model, not a curated record.